Molecule: messenger RNA, 3127 nt
Organism: Stegostoma tigrinum
Lineage: Eukaryota; Metazoa; Chordata; Chondrichthyes; Orectolobiformes; Stegostomatidae
Gene: otpa
Product: orthopedia homeobox a
Exons: 3
Coding region: 91-1041 (316 amino acids)
Biological process (GO): regulation of DNA-templated transcription; neuron differentiation
Molecular function (GO): DNA-binding transcription factor activity, RNA polymerase II-specific; DNA binding
Source: RefSeq, a predicted model, not a curated record
CAACAAACAGAAAUUUGUAGUUUUUUUUGUAUUUUUUAAAAAACCUCUCCGGUUUUUAGGGGCACUCUCAUCACCCUGGAGCGGUGCGCCAUGCUCUCUCACGCCGACCUCCUGGACGCUCGCCUGGGGAUGAAAGAGGCGGCGGCUGAGCUGCUUGGGCACCGGGAGGCGGUGAAGUGCCGGAUGGGACCCGGGGGCUCCGAGCCGGGUCACCCAGGCGAUUGCCCUCCCGGCUCAGACGCGGUGGAAGGUGCGACUCUCCUUCCCGGCGACAGCAUCACCUCGGCCGGAUCGAACCCGGGCGGAGGAGGCGGAGGCGGCGGCGGCUCAGGCAGUGGGAAAGACCCGGACAAACAGCAGCAGCAGCAGCAACAACAGAGCCAACAGAGCCAACAGAAACAAAAGAGGCACCGAACCCGCUUCACACCGGCUCAGCUCAACGAACUAGAGAGGAGCUUCGCCAAGACCCACUAUCCGGACAUCUUCAUGAGAGAGGAAUUGGCUCUGCGCAUCGGCCUCACCGAGUCCAGGGUGCAGGUUUGGUUUCAGAACCGCCGCGCCAAGUGGAAGAAGCGUAAGAAGACCACCAAUGUGUUCCGUGCGCCGGGCACGCUGCUGCCGACUCCAGGACUGCCUCAGUUCCCAGGCGCCAGCAUGGGAGACGGUCUGUGCUCCUUCCACGCCAAUGACACCCGCUGGGCCACCGCGGGGGUGGGCGUCUCGCAGCUCCAGCUGCCCCCGGCCCUGGGUAGGCAACAGGCCAUGGCCCAGUCCCUGUCCCAGUGCAGCCUCGGCGGGCCACCCAAUUCCAUGGGGCUCUCCAACAGCCUGGCCAGCGCCAACGGCGGAGGCUUGCAGUCCCACCUGUACCAGCCCACUUUUCCCGGCAUGGUGCCCGCUUCCCUCGCUGGCCCCGGCAACGUGACGAGCGGCUCGCCGCAACUCUGCAGCUCCCCAGACAGCGACGUGUGGCGGGGGACAAGCAUCGCCUCCCUGCGCCGCAAAGCACUCGAGCACACAGUGUCUAUGAGCUUCACCUAAUGCAACUCCCUGAGCAGCUCUACCCCCCCCCCCUUCCCUCCCCCCUCCUAGCCUUCUAUCCAGCAGCCAAACAGCCAGGGAGUCGACUCAGGGUUUGAAAUGCAUCAUUCAGUACCCACACUCAAAUGGCAGGUGGGAGGGAGAGGGAGGGUGGUUGGUCAAACUCUACAAUUAUUAAUAUUUAAAGAACACACUCGAGGCACCAGGGACAAAGCGAACACCAUAUGGACUCAACUUCAAGAACUCUGUCAGUGGCGGUGAUCUGGAACUCUGAGCUGCCUCAUCUUUCUCAAUCAUAUUUCCACAUGGCUAGAGUUGACCUGUUGCAAUAACAUGUUAAAUCACACAAAGAAGGAGCUCUGACCAACUUUAGGGGAACUGUAUUUUUUGUCUCUCUCAUUUACUUUGAAUUUCUGCACGUUUGUAUUCUGCACAUCUUUAAUUAGUAUAUAAUCACUCGGAUACACUUCACCAGGCCCAGCCUCUUAGACUUUUUGUUGAACGUCACUGUCAUUGCCCCCAGACCCUUUCCUGAUUCCCUGACUCUUCAUCGCCUUCACAGGAGCAGGUACACAGCCAGCCCACCGUCUCAUUCAACCAGGUCCGGGCUGACCGCUAGUUCAACGCCAAUUGCCCACACGGAUUCCAUAUCCCUGAAUACCCUGCCCCCCUCCACAAAAAUAGUCUAAAUUCUGAAAAUUUCAACUGAUCAAGACUCAGUUCUCUUGGUUGCAUAAGAGGUUGGACAGUCAAUGACAGAUAGGUACGUGAGAUUAGCCUUUGCAGUGUUGCUUCUGCACUUUUAACAUAUUGACAGCACAGCAUAGGUUUUGAUUCACCAUCCAAUCUGGAGACCAUACACAAACAUACUUCAGUCUUGCACUACAGCGGCCACGGUAACACAAAGAGAUGGUGCAAGAAGGUGUGCUGACUAAUACUCUUUUCUCAAUGCACUAUGUUUAAGCCUUUGCGAGACUUGGUUCUCCUUGGUCGUAGCUCAUUUCUUGCGUGAUUUUCUUUUUUUAUAUACGUAAUACGAGAAAAUCCUUCUGUCAAAAAUGCCACUUGCACAGCAUGCCGAGAGGACGGUCACCAGCAUGCUAUGUGCACGUGAGUAUUUCGAAGCCCAGAACCUACUUAAAGUACAAACUCCACACCUUCACCUGCAUGAACUGGUCAGAAUUAACUAUUGGGCGGAAGUUUCAUGUGAACGAAAUGAUCAAAGCUGUGAUAUAGGAUGUUUUUUGUGUAGAAUAACCAUACCGGUUAUACAUUGGUCAAUUUGUGAUAUGUUUUAACUUAUUGCCUGUGCUUAUUUAUUGAACAUAGAUUUCCAAAUAAAUGUUUGAUCUGUUAUUGAUUUUCUUUUGCGCUGGGUUAAAAGUUAUUCAUUAUAAAGGAGGAAAUCCUGCCAUUUUGAAUAUGUAAUAUACAAUAUUCUCAUCAUAUUUUCGGAGUGUGUGAUCUUGGCUUAACAUUCCUUUUCUGAUAAUACGCGAUUAUAUCCUCUGUGCCUUUUUAGCUGUCAUCUACAGUCCGAAUGAGCAAGGCACUGAAUCUGUUUCAAAAUUAGUCAAGCUACUGCAGAGUUAUGUUUAUUAUUAAACAAUGACAAAUUGAUACAUAGCAAUUCCUAACUUUAAAAAAAGACACAUUGGUUACGUGUUGUCUGGGAUUUCAAUGCAUUCAGUAGAAGACAGUACAGUUAAAAGAGCACAGAAGUAUAGGAAUUACCAUUCUGUUCAUCACUGUCCAAUUUAGCAACUAAGUGAUGGUUAUUAUUUUCAGAUGUUUUUAAUACACAAUGUGUAUUAAACUUUCAACGGAAUUUAUAAGAAAAAGCUCUAUGAUUUCGUGUACAGUUAUUUGUAUUUAGAGAUGUCAGAAACAUUCAAAAAGUGAAACUCGAUCUGUGGAAAUUCAAUAAAUGAAUUGAAUAAAAACAAAUGCAAUGCAUUGCAGGAAAAACAAAGUGUCGACGUUACAGUUUUUGCGUAGCCUUUCCGAGUAUGUUUCACUAUCAAGUGACAAGAGUAAAAUUUAUGACAGACGGGAUUUUUACCUGAGAUAAUGGGAACUGCAGAUG